Molecule: messenger RNA, 1882 nt
Organism: Paralichthys olivaceus (Japanese flounder)
Lineage: Eukaryota; Metazoa; Chordata; Actinopteri; Pleuronectiformes; Paralichthyidae
Source: RefSeq, a predicted model, not a curated record
GAUGUGAACAGGAAGAGCACGACAGUGGUGGAGUCGUGGGAAGGCAGCAAAGGGAAACAGUCGUACUCGCACAGUAUGACCAGGAACGCCUCGGUCUCGUACACAUGGGCCUUCCAGAGGACCAACCGCGCUCUAGAUGUGCGUCGGUACGUCAGUGACAUGGUGAAGCUCUACUCCAUCAGCGUGACUAACGUCCUGGACGGCGUGGCCUCAGCGUGUCGGGCCUGCGCCCUGAUCCCAGAGAACUCCCAGCGGUCCGGCGCCUCCUGUGUUCCCUGUCCCGCCGGUUUUUAUAUCGACAGAAACACCAACAGAUGCCAGGAGUGUCCGCCCAACACGUUCCUGGCAGGACGACACACCUACGGACAGGACGCGUGUGUCCCCUGUGGACCAGGCAGUAUUAGCAACAAGGAACACUCUCGUUGCUACAGCGACUGCUCCUUCACGCACAUAGAGAACAACCGCACUCUGACCUUUGACCUCAGCCCUCUGAGCGACGUGGCCUCGCUGACCAUCGGCCCGAGUUUCACCUCCAAAGGCACAAAAUACCUUCACCUGUUCAACAUCAGCCUCUGUGGCCAUGAGGGGAGGAGAGCUGCUGUCUGCACAGAUAACGUCACCGACGUGUCCAGCAAAGACGACCAGAGCGACGCGGCUCAGUUUGUCAACUGGGUGGACAGCUUCAUCUGUCAGUCGACCAUCAUACCCGCGGACGGCCGCGGCUUCAGGAUGUCCAUUUCCUCCCAGUCCAUCAGCCUGGCAGACACUUUCGUCGGAGCUACAGCCGACAGCGUCCUGAACGGAAUGAAUGCUAAACCAGAUCUUUUCCCAGAAAACUCGAAGGACGUUCCAGACAUCAACUUCUUCUACAGGUCUACUCAGGCAACAGCCUCAUGUGAUCAGGGCCGGAGUUCAGUCAUCACUGUUCGCUGUAACCCAGAGAAAUCUGAACGAGGAGAAGUCUCUGUUCCCAGCUCCUGUCCGGCAGGAACAUGUGAUGGAUGCACGUUUCACUUCCUGUGGGAGAGCGCCAGCGCCUGUCCACGCUGCACCGAGGACGACUUCCACCAGAUAGAGGGAGCGUGCAAGGGUGGCGUCCAGGAAACCCUGUACGUGUGGAACGAGCCCAAGUUGUGCACCAAAGGCGUCUUGUUGCCUCCUCGAAGCUCCUCCCCCUGCGAGGCCAUUGCCCUGUGGCUGAAGGUCGGGGUCGGGGGCGGAGCCUUCGUGGCCGUGCUGCUCAUCUCGCUCACUUGUUAUUUCUGGAAGAAAAACAAGAGGCUGGAGUACAAGUACUCUCGUCUGGUGAUGUCUGCCAACAAGGACUGCGAGCUGCCGGCCGCCGACAGCUGUGCCCUGGUGGAGGGGGAGGAGCCUGACGACGACGUGGUCUACGCCCAGAAACCCACGCUGCUGGGGAAACUCCGAGCCAUCGCCAGCAAGUACGAGGACGGAGAGAGCAGUGAGUCUGUGCAGCUGAACUCCUCCCACUCUGACCGAUGGGUUCUGGGAUAAAACAGAGAACAGACGCAGAGUAAAAUAAUGGAGGAACAUUCAGUCAGUGAUGGCGUCACUGUCCCACCUCCGUACCUCACCCCUCGCUGCGGGAGGAGCAAGAACGCAGAUCCCAGCUUUCACAGGAGAAUAGUCGCCUGGUUUACUGGCAAGAAAAACGUCUUUUUACCCCCCGACCUGACACAGGAAACCCCGUCCUGCUUUAACGCCGUGUGGAAGCUCGAAGGCAGCAAGCGAAAAAAAGAAACACGCUUUUAAUGUUUUUUGUAUAUUUUGUAUUUUUAUUUGUUUUCUUCUGUUCAGAGUCAUGUAUUUAUAUCAGUGUCAUAAUGAUGAACCUUUAUUAAAGUCCUGUUUGGCUUUGGAA